AUGCGCCUUGCAGUGUUAUUCUCUGCUGUUAGCAGUUUUCUGCUGGCAGCAAAUUGCAUUGCUGCUCCAACUGUCUCUCUUAUCGGAAAUACGCAGCUGGACGCCAAUGGGAUCUUCUUUGUAUCAUACGACGGAGUUGUGAACGUCAACUCUUUCCAGCUAUCUGGCGUUCUCACCUAUGCCAAUUGGCAAUACGCUGGUUGGUACACUUCGUCGAGGUAUGCGAUACUGGCGCGCAGGCAACUUCCUUCAGGCAGCUGGUCGACGCUUCAGCUGCCGCACCAACUCUCCACAAACGACUCCCACAACGUCAUCGCCAUUGGUGUCUCUCCUUCUGAUGGGAAAAUACAUAUUGCUUUGGACUGCCACAGUACCCAGAUGUAUUACACUAGUUCGGAGGCAGGCCUUGCAACCAGCGGUGCUAGUUGGACUGCAAGUCGGUUUGGAAGCAUCACCAACACACUUGGAAAUUUGAAUAUCGGAAGUACAAUUACUUACCCGCAGUUUGUGCUUACUUCGGAUAAUCUGUUGCAAUUCGUCUUCCGGACCGGCAUCUCUGGUAAUGGUGCCACGCAACUAGCAGAAUAUAACGGAAACUCCUGGUCAAACAUCGGAUCGUGGGCUUCUGCGUCUGGAACGUAUACCUCAACCAACGGCGUAACCAGUACCGCUCGCAAUUUAUACAUCCAUGGGUUUACUUAUAGGUUCGGUACCGCCCAUGUAACUGGGACAUGGAGAGAACAGAAUAGUGCAGUCUCUUGCAGUAGUGCCGGCUUGACGAACCAUGAUACGACUUACUUCUAUUCUCAAGAUAAAGGCCGCAGUUGGAAGAACAGUGCAGGAUCUUCUAUUGGACAAUCUGGUUCUAACCCUAUCAACGUUAACACUGGAGGAACCAUUGUCGACUCCCUUAAUGCAGACCAUGCUCUCAUGAAUCAAGAGUCCCAAGAUGUCGAUUCUUCAGGCCAAAUUCAUGCAAUCAUCUCCUAUGUACCAGGUCGCUUCACUCAGUGUGUUUCGAAUUAUGAGACUGAUCGGCCAUUAUACGCCAGACCGUUCCACGUAUACCGCCACACCAACGGUACAUUCACCAAGAUGGAGAUACCAUUCCCUGUCGAUUCUGUAGGGCGCUCGCAAAUUGUCUUGGACAGCAAUGAUAACGUAUACGUCGUGCUUCCGUUCGUUCGUAUCGUAACCGCCAGCAAGGCAUCUGGGUGGACCGAUUGGUCGUUGGCCUACGAUGGGGUUGCAGCGGGAUUGAAUGCGUUCGGAGAAGUCACCGUUGAUCGUGCCAGAGCUUCCAGUGGCGUUCUUUCGAUUCUCUACCAACUCAGUAGUUCUGGGACAACUCCUUCGCCAGUCAAGGUAAUCGACUUCGAGCUUAACGGCUGA
Molecule: messenger RNA, 1392 nt
Organism: Psilocybe cubensis
Lineage: Eukaryota; Fungi; Basidiomycota; Agaricomycetes; Agaricales; Agrocybaceae
Exons: 4
Coding region: 1-1392 (463 amino acids)
Source: RefSeq, a predicted model, not a curated record